AUGCUACCGACCACAGUCACAACAUGUUCGAAGUUGCUUAUAUCUAAGCGAAGUAUCAACUACUUGGUUUCGGCACUUCCUAAGCCCGAGCAAAUAGAACAAGACAAACCAAAACGAAGAAUAAAGAAACCUGUCGUCAAACGACUUAAGCUUAAUGAUUUUAUGAAACAGAUCAUUAAACCAGAUGAACUAAACAAGAUUUUUCAAGGCUCAGAUUAUGCUCCUUUCACGGGUAGUCAAGCGAAGAAGGCUCAAGAUUUCUUCAAUUUGAACAAGCCUCAACUUGAAUGGACCCUUGCUGAAUAUGAAGAAAUUCCGGAUGUGAAAUAUGCUCGUCUUGUGAAAGAACGAAAAGAAAGCUACGAUAGAAUGGAUCCAAUUAAUAAAACUGAUUAUCAGAAGUCUUUAAUGAUGUCUAAAAAGACUUUUGGUAUCCCUGGUCUAUAUUUGAAACCGUUUCCGGAGGUGCUAUUUUUAGGUCAUACUAAUGUAGGUAAAUCAUCGUUGAUAAAUAGUUUAGUGACUCGUGGGAAAAGUGAAAAAGUUACCGAUGUAGCAUAUGUGUCAUCUCGUGCUGGGUUUACAAAAACUUUGAACUGUUUUAAUAUUGGCAAUAAGCUCAGGCUUAUGGAUAGUCCAGGGUAUGGGAAAUUUGGGGAUAUACAACAAGGAGAAAUGGUUACGGAUUAUAUUUCUAGAAGACAUUUACUAAAGAGAGUGUUUUUAUUGAUAGAUUCAGUGGAAGGAUUUAGACAUGAAGACUUAACUAUUCUUAACCAUUUAGUUGAGGAAGGUGUUCAAUUUGAUAUUGUGUUUACAAAGACGGAUGUGGUAAUUGAGAAGCAUAUGCCUCCCAAAAAGAAGUUUACAACAGUAGCAUCCAGAGAAGAAGACGAGAAGUUACUUGCAUCGAUUAAGAAUGGAAAUGAAAAGGUGAUCGCUCAUUACAAUGAAAUAAUCAAUGGAACGGUGCUUGGUCUGAUGACCCUUUUUUCACGAUUUCUCUUCACUAAUGCAGGUACUAACAAACAUAUUGUUCAAGAAUACGGCAAAAAGGAAUUACGAUGCGUAGUUCUUGAAACUUGUGCAUUACUUUAA
Hemisphaericaspora subhashii is the source of this 1098-nucleotide messenger RNA. RefSeq lists its product as uncharacterized. Gene Ontology annotation, molecular function: GTP binding. The record is from RefSeq and is a predicted model, not a curated record. Bases 1 to 1098 code for a protein of 365 amino acids. NCBI's taxonomy places the organism in Eukaryota, Fungi, Ascomycota, Pichiomycetes, Serinales, Debaryomycetaceae. The transcript has a single exon. Gene Ontology annotation, cellular component: mitochondrion.